AUGUCGGAAUCGCCUGAGAGACGUCAUUAUCGGCGAGAUUCUCGUUCACCACGAAGAAGAGAUUAUGUGUCCAAGGGCGCUGGACGAUCGUCUUCUAGACGUAGAUCACCCGCACCAAAACAUCAAAACAGAGAUAGCAGGCCUAGAGAUAAUGGUUAUGGUGAUAGGGAACGAAUAAAAGCCGGAUACAGUGAGAAGGAAAGAGAAAAAGAAAGAGCCGGUGAUAGGAAAAGGUAUGAUGGAGACGUUACGAAAGAUGAUUCAGAUAAGCAACUGAUAGAAGCUGAAAAACCAAAUUUCGGUAACUCAGGUUUAUUGGCCAAAGAGACAAACACUAUAAAAGGCGUAGAAGUGAAAUAUAAUGAACCUGCUGAAGCUAGAAAACCGACUCAAAACUGGAGGCUAUACGUAUUUAAAGGUUCUGAACAAGUUGAUCUCAUUCACAUAUAUAGACAAUCAUGUUACUUGAUAGGAAGAGAUACAGUAAUCACCGACAUACCUAUCGCUCAUCCGUCAUGCUCAAAACAACAUGCCGCUAUACAGUACAGGCAAAUCUCGGAGAAGAGUGAAUAUGGAGAUGUGACGACAUCAGUGAAACCGUUCGUUAUCGAUUUAGAUUCUACAAAUGGUACAUAUGUCAACGACAUUGAGAUACCGAAAUCAAGGUAUUACGAGCUGAGAGGAAGUGACGUGAUCAAAUUUGGAACUAGUUCGAGGGAAUACGUUCUGCUAGCGGAAGACACGCAAACAUAA
Molecule: messenger RNA, 753 nt
Organism: Kwoniella shivajii
Lineage: Eukaryota; Fungi; Basidiomycota; Tremellomycetes; Tremellales; Cryptococcaceae
Exons: 7
Coding region: 1-753 (250 amino acids)
Biological process (GO): mRNA splicing, via spliceosome; maintenance of RNA location
Cellular component (GO): nucleus
Molecular function (GO): protein binding; mRNA binding
Source: RefSeq, a predicted model, not a curated record